CUUUAAAAAAAAAGCUCAACAGUGAUUACAUCUUAGCAGUUUGAGGAUGUUAGUAACUUUUUCCAGGCACUCUCUGUUGUCCGGUUCUUUUUUUUUUUCUUUGCAGCCAGUAGCAUACUUUUCCUUGCCUUUUUUUUUUUCCUUCUUCAGUGUGACGUAUUGGUGGAGUUCCUGCCCUGAUGUCUGCAGAGAGAGGGAACUCAUACAGCUGUGGCCCUCCGCUUUGAACUGUCAGGAGCGAACAAAAUGAAUUGAAGGUGUAAACAAGAGGAGCUUGAGUGUGUUCUGUAUCCUCACAGGACCGGACCAGGGAAAGGUAGUGGGACGAGGAGGAAGCCAAGAAGACCCGGAGAAAGUGGCCAAGUUGUGCUGCCUGUUGGUAAGGUGAAUGAGAAGGAGCAGCUGAGGAAGAGACGCCUGAGGGGAAACCACUGCUGUACCCCCACCCAGCUGUAACAGGACAGGAUGAGGUACCAAAGCAGGGAAGUGGAUGAAGGCCGGGUUCGCCUGGUGAUGGAGAGCGCCCUGACUGCCCGGGACAGGGUCGGAGUGCAGGACUUUGUCCUGCUGGAAAAUUACAAUAGCGAGGCCACCUUCAUCGAGAAUCUGCGGAGACGUUUCAAGGAAAACCUGAUCUAUACAUAUAUUGGCUCGGUGCUGGUGUCAGUGAACCCAUACAAGGAGCUGGAGAUUUACUCCAAGCAGCAGAUGGAGCGUUACCGAGGGGUCAGCUUCUAUGAAAUAUCUCCUCACAUCUAUGCAAUAUCAGACAACACCUACCGGGCCAUGCGCACAGAGAGGAGGGAUCAGUGCAUUCUUAUAUCAGGUGAGAGCGGAGCAGGUAAAACUGAGGCCUCCAAGAAGAUCCUGCUCUACUAUGCCGUCACCUGCCCCACAUCUGACCACAUGGUGACCCUCGGUGAUCGUCUCCUGCAGUCCAACCCUGUCCUGGAGGCUUUUGGUAAUGCCAAAACGCUGAGAAAUGACAACUCCAGCCGCUUUGGGAAGUACAUGGAUAUCCAGUUUGACUUCAAAGGCGCAACAAUAGGUGGUCACAUCCUGAAUUACCUCCUGGAGAAAUCACGAGUCGUGCACCAGAACCACGGGGAAAGAAACUUCCACAUCUUCUAUCAGCUCCUGGAUGGGGGGGAUGACGACCUGCUCACCACGCUGAACCUGGAGAGGAACCCCCACAGCUACAGCUACCUGGUUAAAGGAAGCUGUCCCAGAGUGAGCUCCAUAAGUGACAAGAACAACUGGAAGGCUGUAAAGAAGGCCCUGGACGUGAUCGGCUUCACCGAAGAUGAAGUUCAGAAACUGCUGAACAUCAUCGGCAGCAUCCUCCAUCUGGGCAACACUCUCUUCGGGGAAGGGGAGGAAGGAGAAACGUAUAUCACCACUGAGACCCAGCUAUCAAACGCUGCAAAGCUGUUGGGUGUUGAUGGCUGCGCCCUGAAGGAAGCGCUGACUCAUAAGAAACUCACAGCCAAAGGAGAGGAGAUGAUCAGCCCGCUAAACUUCGAGCAGGCGGUUUCUGCCCGUGAUGCUCUGGCCAAGACUGUGUACGGCCGGACCUUCAACUGGUUGGUGGAGAAGAUCAACCAGUCACUUGCUCUGAAGGAGGAAAUCUAUAGCAGCAAAGGGUCGUCGGUCAUAGGGCUCCUUGAUAUCUAUGGCUUUGAGGUCCUCCAGCACAACAGUUUUGAGCAGUUCUGCAUCAACUACUGCAACGAGAAGCUUCAGCAGCUCUUCAUCGAGCUCACCCUCAGAUCUGAGCAGGAGGAGUAUGAGACCGAGGGAAUCGCUUGGGAGACAGUCCAGUACUUUGAUAACAAGAUCAUUUGCGACCUGAUAGAGGAGAAGCACAAAGGCAUCAUCUCCAUUCUGGACGAGGAGUGCCUGAGACCGGGAGAGACUUGUGAUGUUUCCUUUUUGGAGAAGCUGGAGGAUACAGUGGGCGGCCAUCCCCAUUUUAUCACGCACAAGUUGGCGAAUGGAAAAACGCGCCGGAUAAUGAGCAGGGAGGAGUUCAGGCUGCUGCACUACGCUGGAGAGGUCAACUAUAAUGUUAAUGGCUUCCUGGACAAGAACAACGAUUUGCUGAACAGAAAUCUAAAAGAGGUCAUGUGCCAGUCAGAAAACCAGAUCCUAAGUCACUGCUUCCGCAGAGAGGAAGUGAUCGACCAAAAACGUCCAGGGAUGGCUGCUUCCCAGUUUAAAAACAGCCUGAUGAAGCUGAUGGAGAUCCUCAUGUCCAAAGAGCCGUCCUACGUGCGCUGCAUCAAACCUAAUGAUGCCAAGCAGCCAGGACGUUUUGAUGAAGUUCUGGUGAGACACCAGGUGAAGUAUUUGGGUCUUAUGGAGAACUUGAGGGUCCGGCGUGCUGGCUUUGCCUACCGCCGCCGCUUCGAAGCGUUCCUGCAAAGGUACAAGCCCCUCUGUCCCGACACGUGGCCCAACUGGAAUGGAAAACUGGCUGAUGGGGUUUCUGCUCUGGUAAACCACCUGGGCUACAAAGCAGAGGAGUACAAGCUAGGAAGAUCAAAGAUCUUCAUCCGUUUCCCAAAAACUCUUUUCACCACUGAGGAUGCACUAGAGGCCAAAAAGCCAGAGAUCGCUGUGACCCUGCAGAAAUCUUGGAGAGGCUACAGAGAAAGAGCCAAGUAUCAACGCAUCAGACAUGCAGUUAUUGUGAUCCAGUCUGGAUGGCGAGGGAUGAAAGCACGCAGGAGAGCUAGGAGGCGCCGCGAGGCAGCUGUGCUGAUACGCAGGUUCAUAAAAGGCUUCAUCUACCGUCAUGAGGAGUACUGCUCUGAGAACGACUAUUUCCUGGAUCAUGUCCGCAGCUCUUUCCUGAAAAAUCUAAGGAAAAACCUGCCAAAGAACGUUCUUGACAAGAGCUGGCCAACACCUCCUGCUCUGCUCGUUGAGGCCUCAGAGCAUCUCAGAAGGCUUCAUAUGCAGAACAUGGUCGUCAAAUACUGCAGGAGGGUUCAGCCUGAAUGGAAGAAGCAGAUGAUGCAGAAGGUUGUAGCCAGUGAGAUCUUCAAGGAUCAAAAGGACAGCUAUCCUUUUAGUGUUGGGAGGCUGUUUUUGGACUCCAGGCUUGAGCGAGAUCAAAUCAGCCUAAAAGUCCUCCAGACUCUUGGGAGUGAAAAAGUGCAGUAUGGGGUCUCUGUGAUAAAGUACGACAGGAGGGGCUUCAAGCCCCGCCCCCGUCAGCUCCUCCUCACUAACACCUUUGCAGUGCUGGUGGACAGGACCAAAAUCAAGCAGAGGAUGGAUUACACAGCUCUGAGAGGAAUCUCUGUGAGCUCUCUCUGCGAUGGGAUGGUGGUUCUCCACAUGCCGUGUGAGGACAACAAGCAGAAGGGCGACGCGGUGCUGCACUGCAGCCAUAUGAUUGAGCUCGUGACAAAACUGGCCAUGAUGGCAAACAAGACCAACUAUGUCAACAUCAGCCCUGGCAGCAUUCGGUUUGCCGUGUCCCGAGUCAAGGAGGGAAUCAUUGAUUUCACCAGGGGUCCAGAGCUGAAGGUGGCCAAGGGCAAAAGAGGACAUCUGCUGGUGACUGCCCCUCAGAUCAACGCAGUGUGAAGAUCCAGGAAAAGCGAGAAGAUGACCAGGAUGACGCUGAAGUUUCGGAUUUCCAGCUUCCUGUUUAGCACUAAAUGACUCUUUCACUGUUUUUUUUUUUCUUUUUAAUAACCCGCACUUCUUGUAUGGCUCAACAUCUAAUAUACUUAAAACAUCAAAAACACAGUUUCUUUCACUGCCACAUUCAGGUAGGUCUCAGUGGAUUAAAGGAUCAGGAAAAGAGGUUUUGAUUUUUUUCAGAAUUCAGAAAAAUGAAACGUAUAACAACACCAGCAGUGUUAGGUUUGUUUGGAUGAUUAUUGCUCAAAGUUUAUGCAAAUUUGAUUUUCCUAGAAGAUUGGGGAAAAAAGGGUUUUUCAAUCCAGAAACGCUGCAGCCUGUACGGUAAUCUGCUGACUCAACAGAUAUCCAGCAAACCAUGUUUAAAAGCCUUCACUAAAAGGUUAAACCAUGAAAGGUCAUUUCUAAAGAAUCAUGAGGUUUACAAAGAACCAAGUCUAAUUAAUUGAAAGUUAAGUUAUAGAAAAAAAAACCUACGUAGAAAGAGGCCAGAUUUAAGGGAUUAUGGUCUAAAAGUCAAGAGUUGGAGGGAAUUUCUAAAGCCACCAAACGCUGACAUGUCCACAACAUGAGCUAAAUGUGUAAUUUAUUAGACAUUAGAAACACCGUCCACUGGCUGAAGACAAAUAUUCUCCACAGGAAGUAAUUUAAGACAAUUAUUUAAUAUGUUUUUUGAAAAUCAGAAAAAAGUGAAUUAAAUUGAUAUACUUAUUAUAAACAGUACUUUAUAAAAGACAGAUUUAAAAAUGUGUUUUAAGGAUCUUUUCUAGAGCUGAGAGUCCUCAGAAGGACGACUUAUAAAAUCCAAAAGGUUUCAGGAAUCAGGAAAUGAGUAAAAACUGUAGAACCUAUAGAAAAGUCCAAUCCGCAUGUGAAUGACUAGGAUCAGAUCAGACUACUAAGCAGGGUUAUAUUUAAGGUGAUCUAAAUGAAGGUGAGAAAACAUUACAAUCACAAACAAUAAAGGUUUCAUGAAUCCCAAA
Messenger RNA from Cyprinodon tularosa, 4640 nucleotides. RefSeq names its product myosin Ic, paralog a (gene myo1ca). Gene Ontology annotation, molecular function: microfilament motor activity; ATP binding; actin filament binding. Gene Ontology annotation, cellular component: myosin complex; actin cytoskeleton; plasma membrane. The record is from RefSeq and is a predicted model, not a curated record. NCBI's taxonomy places the organism in Eukaryota, Metazoa, Chordata, Actinopteri, Cyprinodontiformes, Cyprinodontidae. Gene Ontology annotation, biological process: actin filament organization; vesicle transport along actin filament. Bases 466 to 3597 code for a protein of 1043 amino acids. The transcript has 32 exons.